This is a messenger RNA of Branchiostoma floridae (Florida lancelet), 1419 nucleotides long. RefSeq names its product probable G-protein coupled receptor No9. NCBI's taxonomy places the organism in Eukaryota, Metazoa, Chordata, Leptocardii, Amphioxiformes, Branchiostomatidae. Gene Ontology annotation, biological process: G protein-coupled receptor signaling pathway. The transcript is spliced from 4 exons. Gene Ontology annotation, molecular function: G protein-coupled receptor activity. Bases 1 to 1419 code for a protein of 472 amino acids. Gene Ontology annotation, cellular component: membrane. The record is from RefSeq and is a predicted model, not a curated record.
AUGGCAUUGUCUGGGUUUGGUCUGAGCGUCAUCUGUGAACCGAUCACCCUUCUGGGUUUGAUAGAUGGAGGGACUGCUCUGAAGGACUCUACAGUGUUAUGCAUGAUAAACGGUUUAACAUCAGCCAUCUUCCCGCUGUUGACAACCCUACUCCUGACCCUCAUCUCCAUCGACCGCUAUCUUGCCAUCUGCAAACCCCACGCGGCAGCUCUCUCCCGCCGCCGACUCAAGAUCACCCUCGCUGUUAUAUGGCUGUUCAGCGUUCUGGUCGGCCUGCCUCCAUUGGUUGGUUGGUCCAAGUACGAAUACCACCAAGGAACGUUCCACUGUUCUCCAGACUGGACCGUUCUCAGUUACCGCCUGACCUGUAUAUUCCUUGGGCUGGCGGUACCGUCUUUAGCCAUCUUCUACUGCUACACGGCCAUCUUCAAGUUCGUGAGACGAAACCAUAGGAAGCUGAAGGCCUGGAGAGACAGGGGGACUGAAGCUCACGGUUCCGCGGCACUGCAGACGACUGUCGAGCCUUCCAAGAGACUUUCUCCUCCAAGAAGACUCCAGAAAGGCAAUGCCACGGCGCCUCUGGACGAGACGGGUGCUGUCACAGACAAUGCAACUGUUGGGUUACAUAAAAAUCACGACAUUGAAUGCCAGCUUAGCUCCUGCCAUUCACAAGAUGCAGAGCAAGUGGAUCUCGCAAGAGAUGAAGCCAAACAACAGCCAGGUACCACAACGGUUGAGCAACAAGACAUUGAUCUUUCCUCAAAUCUAAAUACAUGCACAGGCAAUGAAGCUGCAAGGAAAAGUGACACUAUCACUAAUUCACCUGUCUUGAGACAAGAAAACAAACCCCGUGAGACACAGGCGUUCCUCACAAUUGUGAAGAGCACCAGACACGGCAGUUUUGACCAAAUUCGCGGCGAGCCGUCGCAGCUGACAGUGGAGCAAUCAGAAUUCGUCACCGAGGGGUUCCCCAGUCGGACGAUCUUCACCACCCAAACAUCCCGAGACACCUUCCUCGUCCCAGGCAGACGUCGGAGGGUUUUGGACAACAUUGAAACGUCGCGGAAGAAAGACCGGAAAGACCGAGAAAACCACAAGAUACAAAGGAAGAUAGCUCUCUCUGCUGUUAUCUACAUUGGGAGUCAUUUCGCCUGCUGGGGCCCCUACGUCAUCAUCGUGGGAGGAGGCUACGACCUCCCGCUGUGGGUGCAGACCCUGGUCAUGUGGCUGGCCUACUCCAGCACCAUCGUCUGUCCCGUGGUCUACGCGCUCAACAACAGGAAGAUCCUGCAGGAGACCCUGGUCAUGUGGCUCGCCUACUCCAGCACCAUCGUCUGUCCCGUGGUCUACGCGCUCAACAACAGGAAGAUCCUGCAGGAGGUUCGGCGGGCCUGGCCGUGUGGAAAGACGUCAGGAUGA